AUGGUUGAUCAAACCAAUUUAAACGAUUCCACAGCCUCAUUCGCUCGCCUAGAAGCCUCAUUCGGAAAGGCCAUUGAAGAUGGCAUAUUUCCUGGUGUGGUUGUGGCAGCGACAGAGAAAACUGGGUCGCUGAGAUAUAUCAAGGCAUUUGGAAAAUCAGCCUGCGAUGGAACAGGUGUGCCGUUGUCGUCUGCGUCUGUUAUGGCCUUUGCGUCUAUGACGAAGCUCAUGACUUCCAUCGCAGCACUACAACUAGUUGAACGAGGACUUAUAGGAUUGGAUGAGGACGCUGGACCUCUACUUCUUGAUCUAGCACAAAUAAAGAUACUUACGGGCUGGAACGAGGACGGCACACCGCUUCUUAGAGAGCGCAAAAACCAGAUUACACUCAGACAACUUCUGACCCACAGUGCCGGCACUGGCUAUGACAUGACAAAUUCAGAGCUAGCCAAGCUUUCAGUGUUCCGGGCACGGCAGAUUAAUUCGGGAGAGACGUAUGGUACCGGGAUCGACUGGGCUGGACAGUUAGUGGAAAAGGUAUCUGGUCAGGAUCUAGAAAGUUAUAUGCAGGAUAACAUCUGGUCCCCGCUUGGAAUACAGAGAAUUACCUUCUGGCCAGCAACUAAACCGGAUAUACACAGCCACCAGAUUCAGAUGGCAAAGAGGGAUCCUCACUCACGGCGCGGGGUUACAGAGUGUUUUGGCGGCCAAGGUGCUUAUGGAGACAUGGAGAGUUUCUUAAAGAUCCUCUUCUCUCUACUAGUUAAUGACGGCAAGCUGCUGAGUCGGGAGACCACAGCAGAAAUGUUUAAACCACAGCUGAGCCAUCCGAGCAAGCAUUGUCUAAACGAGUACAUCAAAAGCCAUCCCUGGAAUACACUCAUCGGCAUAUUUGACACUGAACUCGAAUACGAUUGGGGGCUUGGCGGCAUCCUGACUACGCAAAAUACGCCGUCAGGGAGACGAAAGGGAACACUCCUUUGGAGCGGAAAACCAGAUCUUUUCUGGUUUAUCGACCGAGUUUCCCGACUCUGCGGUGACUUUGGGGUGCAGGUCCUCCCUCCCGGGGGUGAGGAGAUAGGCAAGAUGAUACAGAUUUUUGAAAGGACGUUGUAUAGCGCUUUAGCAGCACAUACGCUUUAG
Molecule: messenger RNA, 1143 nt
Organism: Aspergillus alliaceus
Lineage: Eukaryota; Fungi; Ascomycota; Eurotiomycetes; Eurotiales; Aspergillaceae
Product: serine hydrolase domain-containing protein
Exons: 4
Coding region: 1-1143 (380 amino acids)
Source: RefSeq, a predicted model, not a curated record